Pongo pygmaeus (Bornean orangutan) is the source of this 279-nucleotide messenger RNA. RefSeq lists its product as uncharacterized. The record is from RefSeq and is a predicted model, not a curated record. NCBI's taxonomy places the organism in Eukaryota, Metazoa, Chordata, Mammalia, Primates, Hominidae. The coding region runs from base 1 to 279 and encodes 92 amino acids. The transcript is spliced from 2 exons.
AUGGACACCCAGAAGCAAAUUCACAAGACUCACAAUUCAAAGAAUCAAUUUUUUACAAUUUUUUUCCUGUCAGUUGAAUUUGGGAAGGAAGGAACAAGCAAAAACUUUUACCUUCUUCUUUCAAUUGGACACUACGGACAGAAAUCCAGGAGAGCUGACCUUGCAACUGCAGACACAGCAGAUAAAACAGAGCCAGAAUGCUUUGCUGCCAGCUGGACCUUUGACCCAAACCCCAGUGCGACUGUCUCCAGUGCUCACUCAACUGCAAUGCAUCAAUGA